Messenger RNA from Procambarus clarkii (red swamp crayfish), 5666 nucleotides. RefSeq lists its product as uncharacterized. Gene Ontology annotation, cellular component: plasma membrane. Gene Ontology annotation, molecular function: D-type glycerophospholipase activity. The record is from RefSeq and is a predicted model, not a curated record. Gene Ontology annotation, biological process: phospholipid catabolic process. Lineage: Eukaryota; Metazoa; Arthropoda; Malacostraca; Decapoda; Cambaridae.
AUGGACACCACCACCACCCACCACCACCUGCCUCCACUGACACCACCACCACCACCUUCCUCUCCUGACUUCAUUUUGUCAUCCCUCAGCCCCUCCUCACUGGAUACAAUAAGUGUCAGCAGACAGUAGGUGUUGGAUCUUUGACUCGCGAAUGUGUCUUUGUUUUGAAGUAUAAUACAUCCAACCUACUGUACCUGCAUGCAUUUAAGUUAUGGUUUGGACCUCACAACUGUACUGAACUACUAUAAGGGCACAGGCAACAUUGGCAUUUUGGCAUUCUGGCACUAUAAAAAUGGCAAUGUUAAGGGGAUAUCUGUAUGUUGAUCUUAUUGAAGCAGAGAAUUUGCCUGACUGUGACACAGCAUUCUUCAAUAUUGAUCCUAAAGACACUUCAGAUGCUUUUGCUCAGAUAAAAAUAGGACAUUGCGUCCUUUGCAAGACAGCCGUUAUUAACAAUGACCUUUCACCAAAGUGGCAGGAAUCACAUAGAAUUCCUAUAUGCCAUUCUUCUGAUAAGCUGCAAAUUCAAGUUUUGGACAAAGAUCAUUUUGAUGCUGGACUGCUUGGGGAGGUCAUCAUCAGGCCAGAAGAUCUUAUGGAUGGCGAGACCUUAGAAGGAUGGUAUCCACUGUCUGGCAGUGAUGGUCGUAUCAAGCUUAAAAUGAAUUAUGUUCCUAAAGAAAUGAUUGAGGCAACAUUUGAGGUUCCUGAUUGCUACUUCAAAUUACGAGAAGGUUGCAAAGUUACUCUGUAUCAGGAUGCACACUGUCCACCUCUUCCCAUUUAUGAGGGCAUCCCAACAGCUGAUGGCGAAGUUUUUAAUCCACCCUGUGCUUGGGUUGACUUGUAUAAAGCAGUGAAUGGUGCUCAAAGAUUUAUAUAUGUUACUGGUUGGAGUGUGUAUACAGAAACUGUCCUAGUAAGAGAUGACUGUGAUUGUGAAGAUGGCAAGGGGGAAUCCUUUGGUGAACUACUGAAAAGAAAGGCAGAUGAAGGUGUACGUGUAUUGGUGAUGAUCUGGAAUGAGAAAAUGAGUACAGAUUUAACAGUGGGGUUUAUGGGUACUCAUGACGAAGAGACACGGAUAUUCUUUCAAGAUUCUGAUGUUGAAGUAGCAGUAGUCCCUAGAGUACGUUGCUUUGAGGGAAUGGCAUCUUUCUUUCAAAAUCAGUUUUCUCAAACAUGUUAUACGCAUCAUCAAAAGACAGUCAUCCUUGAUUGCCCUCCUAUAGAUGGUGAAGAUUUGCCAAGAAUUCAAGCUUUUAUUGGAGGACUUGAUAUUACUGAUGGCAGAUAUGAUACACCAGAACAUGAGCUUUUCAGAACAAUUCAGACCCUUCAUCAAGGGGACUUUUAUAAUGGUGUUGCAACAGUCACCAGUGAAGUUGGCCCUCGUGAACCUUGGCAUGAUAUUCAUUGUCGUUUAGAGGGGCCUAUAGCUUUAGAUGUUCUUGCAAAUUUUACUGAACGAUGGAGAAAACAGGUCCAUGACAGAGAGUCUCGCCUCCUUCCUAUUUCAGAAGAAAUGUUUGCAUUGGAAGCUCCAGUAACUGGUGAAGAAGACGAAUUAUGGAGUGCACAGAUUUUCAGGUCGAUUUCAUCAGACUCUGCUCAUUUUAGCUUUAGUAGAUUUUCAACUAUUCCAAAGAGAAGGGGUAAAUAUGUUGAUGACAGUAUCCAUCGAGCAUACAUUCAUCAGAUUCGACGAGCAGACAGUUUUCUAUAUAUUGAAAAUCAGUAUUUUCUUGGAUCGGCUUAUAACUGGGAUGAAGAACAAAGUACUAAGGCUUACCACUUAAUUCCGCUGGAAAUUACUCAGCGUAUUCUGGAGAAGAUAAAUGCCGGAGAAUAUAUGGCGGUGUAUAUACUAGUGCCUAUGUUCCCUGAAGGAGACCCAGCAAGUGGGCCUGUUCAAGAAAUUCUUCACUGGCAGCAUCGCACCAUGCAGAUGAUGUAUCGUGCUAUAGCUGAAGCUAUUGAAGCAAAUGAGCUAGGCACUCAUCCAAGAGACUACCUCUCAUUCUUCUGUCUAGGAAAAGGUGAAUGUCCUGAUGAUAUUCCUGAAGAUCUGACUCCACCUGAGCCAGGCACUCCAGCUUCUGUACUUCGGGAAAAUGCAAGACUUAUGAUUUAUGUGCACUCAAAAAUGAUGAUUGUCGAUGAUGACUACAUCAUUGUUGGCUCUGCAAACAUCAAUCAGCGGAGCAUGGGUGGCACUAGAGACUCUGAAAUAGCAGUAGGAUGCUUUCAGCCACUGCACACACGAGAAGUAAGUGGCCAGCCACAAGGAUCAAUUUCUAAAUUCAGGUUGGCACUUUGGGCAGAGCACCUGGGAGGUGUCAGUGAAAUUCACAUGAAUCCAGGUUCAAUUGAAUGCAUGCAAGCUGUUAAUGAAAUGGCAGAUAAUAAUUGGAAUGUGUAUUCAUCUGAUGAGCCUUGUAAAAUUGAGGGCCAUUUGAUGCGAUAUCCAGUUGAGGUUGGUCAGGACGGAUCAGUAACAGCCUUGGAAGGUUCAGAAAACUUCCCAGAUACUGCAGCUCCAGUUCUUGGAGCUCCAAACUACUUGCCAAAUAAGUUGACAACGUAAUUUUAAUGGCUCAUUUUCUAGUUCAAAGUAUAUGGUAAUAAAUAUGAAUGGAAAUGUUUAUAUUGUGUGGAUAAUUUUAUAAAGUUCUCGUGCAUUAGAUAUUUUAUUGCUCGAUGUUAACAUCACAGUAAUUUAUGUGAACAGAUGCUCUUGGAAAUACUUUCAUUCAGUAUUAAUCUGUGUUCUGUGGUGUAGCAGUCUAGAGAUGAGACUUUAGCUAUUGGUAUUACAUGGCAGUGGGCCUCUCAUUAUUUAUCUCUUGAAACUCCUGUUUCAAAAUAUAAAAUGUACAAUUUGAGCCAUAAAAAAGAGUACAGUAUAACAUUUUAUACAGUUCUCGGGUCUCACCUGACAUGGUUUGUAAUUCCAAAAUGCUGUAAAAUUAUAUAUAUAUAUAUAUAUUUUUUAUUACUCAAAUUGCAACUGUAUUAAAUUAAGCCAAAGAUUGCUUUAAGUGUGUAAAUGCUGGCUUUUGGAGAUUUAAUCUGGAAUUGGUGUAAAUCUUGUAUGUUCAAAUACAGUAAUAUUUUAGCUCUUUUGAAAAUAUAUUAAUAGUUUACCUGCAAUAAAUGCUAAAAAAAAAGGCAGCUACAUUUAAACUUAGUGAAGUAGCGUGAGUAAAUUCUGAAAUGCAAAAUGCAGUUUGAUUGUAUAUUACUGUAUUGCAUAUGUUACAUUACUGUACUGCAUAUUAUGUUAUAUUACUGUACUGCAUACUUUAAUGAUGUUACUUAUGUUUUUCAUGUUAACAAAGAAAAUAUUUUAGAUAUUUAUUAAUGUUAGUGUAUUGCAUUUUUAAAAUUUGUGUAAUAGUUGAUGUUUUAUUCACUACUUGUUUGAAGACAGUUAAAUUACUAAUUUCUUUUUAUUCCACUUAUUUUUCAUAUUAUAUUUGUGACACAUUUUGGUCAUAGUUUUGUUUGUUUAAUGUUGCACCCUUAACUAAAGUUUCACCUCUUAUCCACACUUGGAAACAGCCUCUGACAUUUGCAACUCUCCGUCACCUUACCAUUAUCGUAUACAACAUUUAGCUGAGAGAAAGUUCCGUUAGGUCGUAAGAAAUCCUGGAGACAUUCUCAGAAUGGUGGAAGUUUGCUAGUGUGUACACCAUGGUAUGGUUUUAUUUCUUUUACCAGUACUUAGCAUUUUCAUAGCCAGAACAGAUCUAAACAAACACAGUACUAUAUAAGAUAUUCAAAAUUUCCCCAAACUUUCUCUGCCUCAAAUUAGCUGGAAUGAAUUUUAAAUUUAACACAACUGCAAUGAUAAACAAGAAAUGUUAGGGGUUAUACAGCAGCUUUAAUAUUAAUACUUCUCAAAUCAAACUACAAGUACUGUUUGGGGCCACAGUCCGGUGGUCCCAGUAAUUAUUGUGGAAGGUUUACAGACAGAUGGCGUGUCUCAUGGACAUCUUUGUCUUCAUCGUCAUUGUUUAUAUGCUUCCUUAUUACUGUAAUUUCUGUCAUUGGCAUAAGCAGUAAGCAAAAUGUUUCUUACACUAGCUAUCAUUGUUGACAAAUGAAGUCACAUAACACGUGUCUUAAAUUUAGAAUUUUGGAGUAAGGUACGACCUCCACCAGGUAUUGGUUGAGGAUGUUGGAAAUUGUGUAAUCUAUUGCCAUAAUGCCAGCUACAUGGAUAGUCUAAAUCCCUUCUUGAUGUGUGUCCACAAUGUGUGUUGAGCAUCUGAGACAGGCAUGGUCUAAUGCACUACUUUUCUUUGUAUACAAUGAUAUAGUGCAGUUUGCAAGAGGCAAACACUUGCAGUGAAGUCCAGCAUUGAUUUGAUCCAAUCUCACUAACAUCUAAUAUUGAAAGACAAGUGAUAUGUUUAAAUCAUUUGCUAUCCAAGGCUUGAUUCUCAUACACUUAGUUGUUUAUACACUGCAUCUAUUACCCAGGGUUUUAUCAUGGACACCUGUUUUAUUAUGAGUUUAAACAAGUCUCAUCACUGCUUUGUUGCUUCAGUUGAAGACAGGCAUUAUCACUCAUUUCGCUUCCAGGGUAAGAAAUAUCUCUCUCUUUUUUCAGUAUAUGUGAUGUAGUAGUACAUUUAGUCAGUGUUAGAACUCCGUUUUUGUCAUGACUCUUACCUUCAGUGAGCUAAGAACCAUGGGGAAUUUAAACAUCUUGUUAUACUUCCAUGUUAAUCAUAUUUUUUGUUUUGUAUUACUGGAUUUUAAAGCUUCUUUCAUUAUAUCUUCUGAAUUGAAUGGUAUAACUUCACUUGCCCAGAUUCAUUAGUGUCAAGAAGAUAGUGUGCUUUUUCAAUGUCUAGUUCCUUAUUCUGUUGGUACUGUAGUUAAAUAAGCUGCUAAAAUAUUUGUAUGUAAAACUACUACCUCUAUGAACACUGCCUAUGCAUACUAUGAAAUGGUACAUUCCAGAGCCCUGACAUAUUCAUCUCGGUUCUUUUGUUAUUCAAUCUUUCUAAAUUAACAUUAUUUGAGGGGGGUUACUAAAGUUAUUUUUAUACAUUUAUAGUGAAUUUUAGGCAGCUAAUUAUAUUACAAUAGUGCCAGUGUUUUGGGAAGUGUUUAUUUUAGAAAAUUAUGAAUUUCAAAAUAUUUUGUACGUAAGAAUUGGUAUAACUAUGAAAACAAGCUUGGCUUAGUAUAUGUGAAUGGGACUGGCUUAAACAUCUUUAAAAUGUAAGAAUCUGUCAUAAAGUACUAUUUUAAGUGCAACUACCUGUAUUACUGUGUGCAUAUAUUAUACAAUAUAGACAUUUUGUAAGGCCUUUUGGAUAUUUGUUACUCCCUGCAGAUUGUCUGAAAUUGUGCAUGUUAGAAUUAAUAUAUGUAUGAUCUACUGGUGCCUUGCGGAUAGCCAAUUUUAUAUUAAAUAGCUUGACAUUUAUAGUGUUGUAAAGUUUAGAUAUUGCAUGAUACCUGAUUCCAUAAACUAAAUGUUCUCCACAGCUUGUCAUUUCUCCCACAUUACAUUUGUCAUUGUGCACGAACGUGUCUUCCUUAUGCUUAAUUUGUGUGCUUAGAAAUGUUGUCUUUGAAAUUGUGGCUUCUCACUUUAUAAAUUUAUAUGUAUGUAUAAUUCUUUAUAUAAAUUAUUUCUGCAAAAA